Molecule: messenger RNA, 3479 nt
Organism: Chara braunii
Lineage: Eukaryota; Viridiplantae; Streptophyta; Charophyceae; Charales; Characeae
Source: the annotation of a GenBank genome assembly
GCAAGCAAUUGCCAGGCAGCUGGCAAGGACAUAAAUAGAAAGGAAGAAAGGCAGGAAGGGCAACAGAAAUGGGCAGCUUCGAGGUGUGGGCGACCAUCGUAGCUUCUUUCCUGAUCGAGCCAGUGCGGACGAAGGUUGCUGAUCUCUUGCGCGAUUACAGGUACAUGAAAGAUGAGUGCAACAAAGUUGACGAGGCUCUAGAUCGCCUGGGCCCGGUGUUGAAGCUGUUGCAAGGGGAGGAGAGGAGGGUGGUAGGUGAUUCUCUCUCCUCCACUCGAUGCAAGGGGCUCGUGGAAGACUUCAAGAACUGCAUGUGGGAAGACCUUGAGGACUGUCAUUCUCUCCUGAUCGACGCCGAGAGAUGCGCGCAGAGCGCCCUCGGAAGAUGGAGAGCUACGGGAAAGAUGCGCAAGGCAGCGGAUAAGUUGUCCGCCCUGCUGGAGUCUGCCACGUGGAAGCAGCUGCUGCGUGAUAGACAGGCCAAUCAAGCUGCAGAGGAGCAGAAUGUGGCCAAUUCGGACUCGGAAGUGGAAUCGGCCCCUCCCACGAUCACGCUCCGAGCGGACGGCAAGCUAUGUGGCGACGACGACGACGCUGCUGAUGACAACGGCAACCGUCGCCCACUGUUCCGAUCAGACCCUCCUGCCCAUGCAAGUUCGGCGGCAAAGGGUUGUGCGGAGAGUGGCUGUGGGAGGGGAAAUGGAGAAGAAAGCUUCCCACCAAAACAACAACAACAACAACAACAACAACGAGGAGCACGACGACGAAGAGGAGGAAGAGGAGGAGGAGGAGGAGAAGAUGAAGUAGGGACGACGGAAGCGUGUAAACAGAGCAGAGAAGCAGAGACGACCAAUUGGUCGGAGGUGUCGAAGGAGUCUCCCGCGAAGAUCAAGAUCGUGGAUGGCCGGCCCCACGUGGGCGAACGCCUGUUCGGCAUUUCCAAGCAGAUCGAGAUGAUCGCAAAGGAGCUGGUGGAUAGCGACAAUGGAGGGAAGGUUGUGUGCAUCUUGGGCCCGCAGUUGCAUCAGCAGACCGCCUCCCCAUCACCUUGUCCUCGGGGGCAGCUUGAAGCAGCAAUGGCGGAAACCACCACGAUGAGCACGACGACGGCGACGACGACGACGACGACGACGUGGACGUCGACGACUAUGGGAAAGGGAUCGAAGCCUGGUGCUGACCUGGUGGAUGACACGGAGGACAGCCCCAAAUCGGGCGCGCAGAAGGACAGGUGGGUAAGGGAGGUGAAGAAAUGGGAGGGGAUUGACAGCUCCGGGGGCUUGUCGGUGGAGAGCGAGGGGGCAGCAACAGUGACUGUGGGCGCCAUGGGAGCGGCCGGUGUGGGGAAGUCGACGGUGGCACGCAAUGUUGUGAAAAUGCCAGCGGUGCACAGCUACUUCGACGACGGCGUAUUUUGGCUAAGUAUCGGCCAACAGGGAGACAUCCUCAGCCUUCAACGAACCCUCUGGAGAGACUUAUGCAAGUCCGACAGAGUGUUCAUUCCCUUCGAGGAGGAGGACGACGGCAUGCACAGAUUGGAGAGGAAACUGCGAGGCAAGCGAGUGUUGCUGGUGCUCGACGACGUGUGGACGUACAAGCAGCUGGAGCUGCUGUCGGUAGUGGAUAUGGCGGCCGGCAGCAGGAUCCUUCUCACCACGAGGAACGAGGAGGUGCUGUUCAAGAAGUGCGGCGAGAGCCUCCUGAUCGUCCAUCGACUGCAGCUGCUGCACGAUGACGUGGGCAUGCAACUCUUCUGCUGGGAGGCCUUCGGCAAGGAAGGAGCCCCCAUGGGCGACAGGAGGGCGAAGUUGGCGAUGUCCGUGUGCCGGAUGUGCGGCGGGCUGCCCCUGGCGCUGAAGAUGGCGGGUCGGUCUCUGAGGAAUGCUGACCUUGACAAGUGGGAGUGGACCUCCAGGCUGCUGCGAGAGGCGAAGCGCACUGAGGUGAGGGUCCGCAUCUUCCGAGACGACGUCCGCUUGAUGGCCAUCUUGACUUGCAUGCUGGACUCUCUCGAUCGGCUGGACAUGCGCCUUCGGUUUCUCUUCCUCGAUGUGGCCGCCUUCCCCGAGCACUACGCCAUCCCCGUGAGGACGGUGCUGCGCAUGUGGGCCGUCGACCCGUUCGUCGGAUCCAUAGAAGAGGCUGCGAGGUUGCUGUGGCUGCUGGCAGAGCGCGCUAUCAUCCGGCUGCACGAAGGACGAAUCGGAGGCCCGGGAGGCGACGAGUGGCCGGCAGCAGUUCUGCAUCACGACAGGGCUGGCUGUAGCUGCACGGAGUGCAACGAGCUGUCCCCUCCGCCGCCCAACGGUUCUCAGACGCCGCGCAGCGUAGCCGCCGUUGGAUCGAGCCCUCCCUGCACCGCUUGGCGCGCAAGCCGAUCCCAAUCCCUGACCUUUUCGGUGCACAACGCAGUUCGGCACCUGGCCCUUUCGGAGAUCGAAAGGGUGCAGAGCAAACACAGCAGAUGGAAACACGUCUUCUUCCCCGGUUGCAGAGACCAAGGUACCCUGCUGCUGCGCACCUUCACCAACGCCGUCCGCUUGUCGUUGCAUUCCAGCCACAUCACCACGCUGCCGGCUGACAUCUCCAUGCCCAAGCUGCAGGUCAUGCUGGUCAGCGACAACCCCAUCGACAGAUUCCCCCGUUCUGGGUUCAAGGACGUCACCGCUCUGCGCGUUCUCGACAUCGAGAACUGCUUCCAACUCAGGGCUCUGCCCAGCUGUCUGGGAAAGCUGCGACACCUCAAGGUUCUGAAUCUGCGCUGCUGCUCCAGCUUGGAAGCCUUGCCGUCUGGCAUUGGAGGUCUGAGGGAGCUGGAAGUCCUCGAUUGCUCUCACUGCGCCGACCUACGCCUCGUCCCCGACUCCAUAGCCAAAUGCUCCAGCCUUCGCACGCUCCAUUUCGACGGAUGCUGCUCUUUGAGAACCAUGCCUCUAGCUCUCUCGCUACUGCCAGAGCUGCAGAUCCUCGACCUCAGAAACUGCACCCAGCUGGAACGAUUCGCGACCCAGAGCGAUGCAGGCGCGCCCAGCUCGCCUGCGCCGGCAGGACAUGGCAUGUUUGCUUCGCUCGUAGAGCUGGACAUGACUGGGUGUGUCGACCUGCACGUAUUCCCCGACUAUGGCGAUGGCUCGUUUCCGAAGCUGAAAAGCCUGAGGUUCCGCUGCUGCGUCAAGCUCCAGUGCUUGCCCAAGUCCCUCCGGUUUUGUAAGGAAUUGGUGGCGCUGGACGUCUCGCAUUGCCUAAGUCUGUACAUAGUGCCCAUCGAGCUGGACUACAGUCGGCCAGACAGUUUCCCCAACCUGUCAAUCAUCAACGACGAAGGGCUGCGCGCCUCCGUACGGACUCUCUUUGCACGCAUCUUGAGGAAGAAUGCAUGCCCCGAUGCCUACCUGUAUUAGGCUAUUAGCUGCUGGUUGCAACCCCUUUUCCUUUUAGCGACAGUAGAAUGUGGACUUCAACUUCCCAUACCCUAGGAUGCU